UCAGCGCCCCAGCUUGUCUCUCGCUGUCCCCAAUCUCGACCUUUUGGCUUGAACCCCUUUCGCGAGCUGCUGUCCCGCAGCGACCAAUUUGCCGAGCUCUUCUCGCCCUCAGUGCAGCAACACCGGUCUAUUCUCGAAUCCUCACGCAACCACAUUCGAACGCCUUGCCCCUGAGCAAAACCACAACGCGACCUCUUCGCCCUGCUUCUUCCCGACAGUCGACCGCAACGACUCGUGCUCCAGUGCUGAGGCCACUACAGGAGCGAAUUGCUGGCAACAUUGCUCGCGACUGAUAAAGCUUUCGCCCUGGACAACCCAGACUGAUCAAUUCUUUACAACGCUGCGGCAGCCCGGAAUCGAGCAUUCACAGCCCAUGGAAGCAGAAUAACGCCGACACCACGUCCCGAUCACGACAUUCGCACAUCUCUCCACCCAAACUUCGAUAUGAACCGUCUCAGGGGUCGGAAGAAGGCCAAGGACGAGGCCCCGCCUCGUCCCUCGGUCGAGUCAGAAUCCUCUGGCCCUUUCAAAAUGUUCGGUCGCUCCAAGAAACCAGUCGAAGAAAAUACGCCACAGGUCGACCUAGCCAGUGCCCUCCCACCAACCGACGACUUUCGUACCAGUCUGCUCAUGACGGGCCUUUCAGCUCGGUUCUCCAUGCUGCGUGAACAAGACGACCCGUCUAGUAAGCUCGGAAAAGCGAGCGAUGAUAGCGUGCUGCAGCCCAAGCGACAAUCGAGGAUGGACUUUGGCCUGAGCACCGGUCUUGACGACAUUGCCGAAGACAGCUCGUUCCGCAGCCCCCCUUUUGCUCGAAUGGACUCCUACCAGUCAGACGACGCGGCUUCCUUGUCUGGCAGCAUCAUGAACCGCGCGAAGCCCACGGAGGGAAACAACUUGUUCGGCGGGCGACAAAAGAUAUAUAAAAUCUCGGCAACGGGGGGCAACGGGCGAACACUCUACGAUGACGACGUGGCACAGUCGUCGUUUCAGCGUUGGAGACAGACAGAGAAGGAGCGCAACUCGUUAGAGAACGAGCGCGCAGGGGACACACAGGAAUCCGGCUCCCUACGACCAGAUUCGCCUCAGGACUUCAGCCGACGCAGGGAGACCAGCUCAACAAUGUCCUCGAUUCCCUCAGCCGCCCGCGACUCGACAGCUGCCACAUCGAUCGCCUCUCAGCCCGCAUCGUCUGCCAAAGACUGGCAGGCCUCGUCAGCAACACCCACAGGCCUUCCCGAACGCAGCGUGACUCGGACUAGGCGACUUUAUGAGCAGAGUCUGGCAGAGGGGAUGCAAGAUCAGCAGUCCUCGGCACUGUCGCGCAUUGACACACUGUCAAAGGGCCGCUUCAGCCCGCGAACUCCCGACCUUGCUAGCAAUGCUUCAUCGCCUUCAGGCUUCACGGCUUUUGAUCGCAACAGCGACCGACGACCCAUGAUUUCGAAGGCCAGUGCCCCCAAUCUCCGGUCUUUCAGCCCACCAAACUCGGUCUCCGCGCACCCUUCGCCUGCCGAGAGCACAUCACGUUUCCCGACCAUUGACGCCAAAACAACAGCUGCUUCGCCACCCCUGAGUCCCCCUAUCAGUGAGACGGAGGAGCACCCAACUCUGUCCAUUGGCGCUAAUGACCGGGGGAAGGCUACUGCUCUAGGCUUCCUCAACCGACCCGCAGGCCAAUAUGACGAGAACCGCUACGCCCAGCGCCAGCGCCAGCUCCAGCAGGGUCGCGAGACGCCCACCUCUCGGCAUAGGACCGAAUCUACCGGCUCGCAGCCCACCAGUCGUUCUCGCUCGUCGUCGUCAGUGAACCGCUCCCACGUCGAACAAAGCGACUCGGCUGCCAAGCCCAGGCUCACGAUCCGCGAGGAGGUUUCCUCGCCGACCUUCCUCAAUGUUGGUGACGACGAUGAUGAUGUGCCAGCACCCACCCGGCCCGCUCCUGGAUUCCAGCAGAAUACGCCUCAGGUGAAGGUGGAACGCCCAGCGGACCAGGAUCACCCUGCUUUCCGCCAGUCCCCAGUUCCAACCCCUCUGACGAUAUCAAGGAGGACCUCUGUCGAAGCCCUCAACAAGCCCGAUGAUUCACCCGAGGACUCUCCGACAUUGGGCCCUGGUCCAGCGGGCCUGAGCGGCAUGGUCCGACAACACCUGCGAAACGUCAGCACUGCGUCGUCAGUCUACGACAACCGCCCGCAAGAUGAUGAUGAUGCCGCGGUUGCGCAAGCCCAGGACAGCCGGAACACUCACAGCGCCAUUGAUCUGGCGGUUGACUCAAACCCCUGGGGCUCGGAUAGCAACCAGUGGGAGCAGGCAGAAGAGCCUAGCCAGGCUCCGAAGCAGGACACUCCCGCGUCGCACCCAGUCGCAGACGAGGAGCUCACGCGAGGUCGGAACUCUGAGGCGGUCGGCAAAGGCCGAGAGACCGACGAGUUUGCGCGCAACCUUGCUGACGGCGCCAAGAGGGUUCGCGAACGAUUGACCACCUACGUCGAAUCCGAUCACAGCCGAUCCACGUCUCCUGUGGCAUCGCCCGUGGACAACUCGGAUCUUCCUCCCCCUCGGACUGGCGCAUUCAGUGCCUUACGCUCCAAGUCGAGGGGAUCGGUCCGUGAGCCGAAUGGAGAGCGUGAGCGAAGUCGCUCCGCGGCUCGCAAGGUGCUGGGCUUGGGAUCAUCCAGCUCGCACGCGCCAAUGCCCACCAGGCCGUCGGUUGACGACGGUCCACGUCGAGAGGAAUCGUAUGGGUCAUCCGGAGAAAAGUCGCCAACUGACAAGGACGAGGGCGCCCACGCAGGCCUGAAGGCUUUCCGACAGGCCCGCCGCGAAUUGCAGAGGAUGAAGGAGCUCGAAACGAAGCAGCGACGCCAGGCCGCACCGACACAUGCGCCCCCGCCUCCUCCCCCGGCGAUGCGAUCGUCUCUGCCUUCUCAGGACCGGGGGCCCCCUCCCGUCACCUACAACCGUGCCCCCAGUGGUGACGGCGACUCGCGGCCUGGUUCAGUUGGUGCAUCCGAGCGUGAUCGAAGUGGCUCCGAGGCCAGCAACACUGGUGGUGCCUCUGCUUAUCGCCCUCGUCUGCGAACUACCUCGUCAGCUUACGACGAGUCCCGCGCACCUAGUGACAUGAGGAGCCCUCAGGGCACGUCACCUUACUCAAGAUCACACUUGCCAAUGGCAUCGUCCACGCCAAACCUGGCACUGGGGAGCACUGGCGCACCUCCGCCCCUACCUCCCAUCAAUCCUCGUCGGAAGGGCAUGGGAAGCCCGCUCCCCCACGAUGAGAGUGGCACGAAGACCCCCAUGAGCCCCGGCGGUCAGGGACGGUCAUCAUCUCGGACCAGGAUGGUGUCCGACGACGACAUGGGACCGGGACAGUUCAGGCAGCGCCUGCGCAAGGUUCCCAGCGAAGCGAAUGGCGUGGCGGCCCCUUCGUACCGAAACCGCACAAGCCCUUCCUACGAGAAUGGGCCGCGGAUGCCAUCGCAGCCACGCACGGCUAGCAGCAACGCCCCAGGCGGCAUGUUUUGAUCAAAGUCUUCUUUUCUUCUCUGUCAUUUAUUCUUCAUACUGCAUAUUUCUUUCAUCGUCAUCAUCAGGGCACACGAGCAAUGACCAAGAUACCUCUGCACCUUUUCGGAUGCUUCUUGUUGAUCCGGCCGUGAUCACGUUUCUCUACAAUUUUUGGAAAAGAGAAAAAUAAGCGAUAGGUCAUUCCAUUUUCCAUGUUGGCGGUCGCGGAGCGGCUCGUGCAGGCGCGCACGACAGAAGAGAGAGAGAGUCAGGCUGGGCCUCGACUCGUGAGCAUUGUAGCCCAUCAAGGCGAGCUCGUGGUAGCCCGUCAGCAUUGUGGAAGGUGUCUGUGGAGUUUCAGGGCGACGGUUCGAUAU
This is a messenger RNA of Emericellopsis atlantica, 3890 nucleotides long. RefSeq lists its product as uncharacterized. NCBI's taxonomy places the organism in Eukaryota, Fungi, Ascomycota, Sordariomycetes, Hypocreales, Bionectriaceae. The transcript has a single exon. The record is from RefSeq and is a predicted model, not a curated record. The coding region runs from base 445 to 3531 and encodes 1028 amino acids.